Molecule: messenger RNA, 2883 nt
Organism: Astyanax mexicanus (Mexican tetra)
Lineage: Eukaryota; Metazoa; Chordata; Actinopteri; Characiformes; Acestrorhamphidae
Gene: eomesa
Product: eomesodermin homolog a
Exons: 7
Coding region: 508-2553 (681 amino acids)
Biological process (GO): positive regulation of DNA-templated transcription; CD8-positive, alpha-beta T cell differentiation involved in immune response; mesoderm formation
Cellular component (GO): nucleus
Molecular function (GO): DNA-binding transcription factor activity, RNA polymerase II-specific; RNA polymerase II cis-regulatory region sequence-specific DNA binding
Source: RefSeq, a predicted model, not a curated record
CUUGACGCUUGGCACGUGCUGCCAAUGAUUACUGAUCAGGCUCAGUGCAAGGAACCACCAGUGUGUUUUACACCAAAAUCCACAGACGCUGCGGGAGCGGCACAAAGAGGAGGUGCAAGGCGGCAUCCCUGGGAGGCCCCGCCCACUCGUGCUUAGAGGCGCGUGCGUGUAUAUAUAUAAACGCCCCUGAAACACCACCGUCUCCAACAUACAGGGACUUGCAAAGCGCGCAUGAGCGCAGACUCGCUUUUAAAAUUCGCCUUCUAGUCGAUUUUUUACCGCUCAUAAAAUAGUUUUUAAACUCGUUUUCGUUUCACUUUUUUCCGGCUCAAGUCGAGGACCGAGAGAGGGGGGCAACAUCCCGCGCUCUAUCACCCCCCUCUCCAACUCCUCUUCUCCUCCUCUCUUCAGGCGCGCGUACGUGCGUGCGUUGCGCUCCAGGUUGGUGCAACCAGCCUGAAUCCGUUUUUUAAGCGCUUUUAAUUUUGUAAACUAAGAAAAGAAGCGAUGCAGUUGGAGAGUCUGGUGGCUGGAGGGGCGGCUGGGGGUCCCGUAUCCCUGCCCCUGCCCUUGCCCAAGCCCUUCUACCCGCCACUUUCAUCCUCGGACAGCGCCGCGUCCGCCUCCGCUAGUCCGGACGAACCGGACAGCGGUAAGAAGUACAGCAGCGCGAGCGGCGGAGGAGCAACAGAUGCAGAACAAGGCGCGAGGAGCCCACCUCCAUCAUCCAACAGCACCACCACGACCACCAGCAGCAGCGGCGGUUCCAGCGCAGCGCGCGAGCAUGGGCACGAGCAGGACGCGGGGCAGGACGUCCUGCCCAUCCGGCGUUACGGCGCGGAGGAGCUGUUGUACUUCGGCGGGCAGGACCCGGUCAGCUGCGCGCUCUUCCCCUACGGUGGCGGGGCCUCUGCGCAAGGGGUCACCGGGGGCGCCGCGUGUUACGGAGGCUCGGUCGCGACCUCCCGCUACUCCACGUCCUCCUCAUCUUCAUCCUCCUCAUCCUCCUCCACCUCCUCGCUCCACUACGGGCCCGUACCGCUGCCCCCUCACGCGGUCUCCGGCUUCCCGUCCGCCGUUUGCACGAGCCGCGGACAGUUCCCGCCGCCUCCUCCGCCGCACCCCGCAGCCGCUGCGGGUUACCAGUUCGCGCACGCGCAGGGUCCGGCGUGCCUCUACCCGUCCUACCCCGGUGCGCAAAGGGCGCAGGUGUAUCUCUGCAACAGGCCGCUGUGGCUCAAGUUCCACCGGCACCAGACUGAGAUGAUCAUCACCAAGCAGGGCAGGCGCAUGUUUCCCUUCCUAAGCUUCAACAUCACCGGCCUCAGCCUGACGUCGCACUAUAACGUCUUUGUGGAGGUCGUGCUUGCGGACCCCAACCACUGGCGCUUCCAGGGGGGCAAGUGGGUGACAUGCGGCAAAGCAGAUAACAACAUGCAGGGAAAUAAGAUGUAUGUCCACCCUGAGUCUCCAAACACAGGAGCUCACUGGAUGAGGCAGGAGAUCUCCUUCAGCAAGCUAAAACUGACCAACAACAAGGGUGCAAACAACAAUAACACCCAGAUGAUCGUCCUGCAGUCUCUCCACAAGUAUCAGCCCAGGCUGCACAUCGUGGAGGUCAGUGAGGACGGCGUGGAGGACAUGAGCGCCGAAGCCAAGACUCAGACCUUCACUUUCCCAGAAAACCAGUUUAUUGCGGUCACAGCUUACCAGAACACCGAUAUCACACAGUUGAAGAUUGACCACAACCCCUUUGCCAAAGGCUUCAGAGACAACUAUGAUUCGAUGUACACAGCCCCCGAGAGCGACCGGUUGACCCCGUCCCCCACCGACUCCCCACGUUCCCACCAGAUCGUUCCUGGAGCUCGCUAUGCCAUGCAGCCCUUCUUCCAGGACCAGUUCGUCAACAACCUCCCGCAGAACCACCGUCUGUACGGGAGCGAGCGAGCCGUACCUCAGACCAACGGCCUACUGUCGCCGCAGGCCGAGGACUCUGCCGCCACCGCCGCAAGCCGCUGGUUCGUCCAGCAGGGCGGCGCCUCGGGUAAACUGGACUUGACCUAUGACACAGAUUACUCUGCCUCCAGCCUCCUGUCCUAUGGGAUCAAACCCCUGCCCCUACAAAGCCCUCACGCCCUGGGUUACUACCCAGACUCCUUCGCCUCCAUGGCCGCAGCCGGCUGGGGCACCAGCCGGAGCUCCAGCUACCAGAGGAAGAUGACCACAGGCCUGCCCUGGUCCCCCAGGCCCAGUCCGCCGGCCUUUUCCGACGACCCCCUGGUCACUAAAGAUAAGCUGCAGGAGGAGGGAUCCACGGGUACAGCGGUGACCGUAGGCAGCAGUGCGGUGUGGGGGCUGGAGACGACCCCGGGCCUGAAGCCCAUGGACUCCGGCGACUACACCAUGGUGUGUAAAAGACGCCGCCUCUCGCCUGGAGGCUCCAGCACGGACGCAUCUCCAACCAUAAAGUGCGAGGACCUGACGGCCGAGGAAUACAGCAAGGAGCAGCAUCCUAAAGGCCUGGGCUACUACGCCUUCUACACCAGCCCUUAAACUUAUCGCCCUGUCCGCACCUCCACCCUCUCUGAUGCAUUAAUAUUCUCUCUCUCUCUUUUUAUCUCUCUUUCAUCUCUCUCUCUUUUAUCUAUCUAUCUCUCUCUCUUAUUUUAAAAAGUGCUUUGCUCACAUUUUGUUCCUUUUGUAAACUUUACUUUUUACUUUUUAACUGCAGGUGCCAAAGCUACGUGCUCCUAUAAUAUAUAUAGUGCUGAUGAUGAUGAAGAUGAUUCAUUUCUGCUGGUUUGUUUGUGAAAGAUGGGAGAGUCUCUCUUUAUUUUAUAUUAUUUUAUUUUAUUUUUUGUUUGUUUUUGUUUUUUUAUUUUU